UUUUUUAAUUUUAUCAUAUUUAUUCUUAUCAGUGUUUAUUCUGUUUAGAAUUAUUCUGUUAAACAAUGUUUAAAUGAUCCGUUAUUUGUAACAGUAUUUGAAAGGGACCUCAAAAUGUCCUCUACAGUACGUUGACUUUAUUCCCUUUUUGGUUCGUCUCAAUAAAAUGUCUCUCCUAGACUGAUAACUUUAUAUGUGUAUUUUCUCUAAUAUCGAAUGUAAUUUUUAUAUAUGUAUAUUUAUUUUGUGUUAAUUGACAAGAUACAUAGAUCGGAAACUAAAUAUACAGAAUUUAUUUUCGGUAACAAACACUGCAAUACCUAAACAGAUAACAUUGUUAAAGCGAACUCUGUUGUUGGAUACAACGCGUCCUAUACUUAGUUCAAAUAAGUAAAUAUAUUUUUCUUUUUCUCUAUCGAAUCCUUUAGUGGUGUCGCUUGUCGAAUCACUAGCAGGGUACCGUUCUCUGAAUAGCCUUCGGUCUUAGGAACGGUUUCAUUGUUCCCGGUAACUACAUAAACGAGCUAUCAAAACUAUUUCCACACAUGUGAGACCAAGCAUUUACGAUGCAUUUCAGUCAGAGGUGACUUAGUUUUAUCAUUCGUAUUGUAAUAAUAUCAUUUCAUUGACCUAUAAAUGCUUCGAAUGUUAUUUGUAUAUCAGCAUACGAAAUAUAAAAGGAAAUGACGAAUGUCGUACAUGAGUUAGGGGAGACAAGGGCCCUCCUCAUGACACCUCCGUUAUUUAGCCAAUUGAAAGAUUGGCGCGCCAAGACUCGCCGAUAAUCCCAGUUGCACUCUGGACCUUUAGAAGAACAUACCAGGCCCCCAACACUCUUUAUUAACUAUAUUUACAUGCGGAACGACUGACGUGCUUCGUUGGGAGUAACGACGUUAUGUUCUCUAAAGCGAAAUUUAUCUUCAGUUUACUCUUACUGUCUUUGAUUCUAAUAAAUCAAGCUGAUGGUAGACGAGGGCGACCCAGGAGCAGGACCAAGUCGAAGGUGCAGAUCGGGUUGCCGAUCACGGGCAAGUACCGAGACCCAGAAUCCGACCAAUACUACAAUAAUAAUGAUGGAGCAAAGAUUUUACUGGCCUCACACUUUGAUCUUGAGUAUUCACUGGGGCACAAGAUCGCGUUCCUCUGCAUCGCGAAGGGUAACCCGCGGCCGCAUAUCACGUGGUUCAAGGACGGAGUGGAAAUAUUCGCUCAUCAUUAUUUACACAUUCACGAAUGGCCAAUUGGCGAAGAUCGUGUGAAAUCUAAGAUCGAGAUCGAUCCAGCUACACAGAUGGACGCCGGCGUUUACGAGUGCACUGCCGACAACAUGUAUUCUAUUGACCGUCGCUCCUUCAAGACUGACUUCUCUAUCGCUUUUGACUGAUUCAAUGUUAACUUUAGAUUUUUACAUUAGAACAGUUUAUAUAUAUAUACAUAAUAUAUCAUAGUCUCGAUAUUUAAAUGCAUAUAAUAUAUCGGAACACAACAAACAAUUGAUUUUGUUUAUUUUAUUGUUAAAUGGGAUCAAAUCAAUAUGGGGCAAUGAAUAAACGAGGGCAUAAUAAAUAUGCGACAAUUGCAUAGCAACGAGUGAUUGCUAAGCUUUGAAAUUGAUAGUAAGUAAUACCUACUAAGCUUCACAUUAUGAAUAUUUAGAAAAGUAAUUUAAGUACAACAUGUUUAUGUAUACAAUAUUAAUUAAAUACAUUUUAUGUAAA
Bombyx mori (domestic silkworm) is the source of this 1718-nucleotide messenger RNA. RefSeq names its product immunoglobulin domain-containing protein oig-4. The record is from RefSeq and is a predicted model, not a curated record. The coding region runs from base 896 to 1384 and encodes 162 amino acids. The transcript is spliced from 4 exons. NCBI's taxonomy places the organism in Eukaryota, Metazoa, Arthropoda, Insecta, Lepidoptera, Bombycidae.